This is a messenger RNA of Penicillium argentinense, 1341 nucleotides long. RefSeq names its product glycoside hydrolase family 1 protein. Gene Ontology annotation, biological process: carbohydrate metabolic process. NCBI's taxonomy places the organism in Eukaryota, Fungi, Ascomycota, Eurotiomycetes, Eurotiales, Aspergillaceae. The record is from RefSeq and is a predicted model, not a curated record. The transcript has a single exon. Gene Ontology annotation, molecular function: beta-glucosidase activity. The coding region runs from base 1 to 1341 and encodes 446 amino acids.
AUGGAUCUGAAAUCGGUACAGGAUCUCAAAGGUGUCCUUCGACCCGAUUUCUUUCACGGAUACGCCACAGCUGCCCCACAGAUCGAAGGGGCUUGGGAUAAAGAUGGCAAGGGGAUCUCGAUCUGGGAUAAAUUCGCCCACACCCCUGGUAACAUCUCAGACGGCAGUACGGCAGACGAUGCUGUCCGAUCAUAUGACUUCUACCGCGAGGAUGUGGCGCUGAUGAAAUCUUAUGGCGUCAACGCCUAUCGCUUCUCACUCUCGUGGUCCCGCAUUAUUCCUUUGGGGGGUCGUGACGACCCUGUUAGUGAAAAGGGUGUUCAAUUCUAUUCUAAUCUUAUCGACGAACUUCUUCGGAAUGGGAUCACUCCCUUUGUUACCCUCUUCCAUUGGGACACCCCCCAGGCCCUGGAAGAUCGUUAUGGGGGUAUGCUGAACCAGCAAGCGUAUACAUCGGAUUUUGUUAGAUAUGCCCGGGUCUGUUUCGAGCGAUUCGGCGAUCGCGUGAAGCACUGGAUCACUUAUAAUGAGCCCGGGGUAUAUACUCUCGCUGGCUAUGCUGCUGGUGUGCAUGCGCCAGGACGCUCUUCUUUCCGCGAGCGAAAUGCGGAAGGGGACUCCUCCACUGAGCCUUUCAUUGUCGCGCAUACGGAGCUAGUGUCUCAUGGCCAUGUAUCUCGUCUCUAUCGCGAGGAGUUUCAGCCUUAUCAGAAAGGAACAAUCGGAAUUACCUUGCACGGGAACUGGUCCGAGCCUUGGGAUGAGGAGGAUCCUCUUGACCAGGAAGCAGCCGAGCGGGCGCGAGAGUUUGAGAUUUCCUGGUUUGCCGACCCAGUGUACAAGACUGGAGACUAUCCUGCUUCAAUGCGAGCUCAGUUAGGGGAUCGUUUGCCUCGGUUCACCCCAGAGGAAUCGAAGCUCGUUCUGGGCAGUUCCGAGUUUUACGGCAUGAACAGUUAUACGACAUUUUUCAUGAAGCACAAAACGACACCCCCAGAUAUCAAUGACCACAAAGGAAAUGUGGAUAUUCUCGACGAGAAUAAACUGGGGGUGCCACGCGGAGAAAAGACUGACACCGAAUGGCUCCGUGCUGCGCCGUGGGGGUUCCGGAAGCUGUUGAAUUGGAUCUAUAAGCGAUACCAGAUGCCGAUUUUCAUUACCGAGAAUGGUACGACUGCACAAGGAGAGGUUUCUCCGACGCCAGAAGUCUUGAAUGACACAUUCCGAAUUCGGUUCUUCGAGGGGUACGUGGGAAGUGCUGUCGCCCGGGCCGUCAAAGAAGAUGGCGUGGACAUUCGGUCUUAUUUUGCAUGGACCUUUUCCGACAACUGGGGUACGUGA